This is a messenger RNA of Balearica regulorum gibbericeps (East African grey crowned-crane), 2073 nucleotides long. Lineage: Eukaryota; Metazoa; Chordata; Aves; Gruiformes; Gruidae. The record is from RefSeq and is a predicted model, not a curated record.
GGUGAAACCCUGCGCAUCCUGCGCCAGGUCAUCAACAAGUACCCGCUGCUCAACACCCUGGAGACCCUGACGGCCGCCGGAACCCUCAUCUCCAAAGUCAAGGGUUUCCAUUACGAAUCCAACAAUGAGACAGACAAGCGGGAGUUUGAGAAGGCCGUGGAGACCAUCGCAGUGUCCUUCAGCAGCACUGUGUCCGAGUUCCUCAUGGGGGAGGUGGACAGCAGCACCAUCCUCUCCAUCCCACCCAGUGACCAGAACCAGUCUAUGGAGAGCCUCUACGGGGGGAUCCCUGGGCCUGGAGGAGACGGCAUGCCUUCAGGCAUGGAAAGCUAUGACACAGGCCGUCCUCCUGCCGAGGAAGUGGACGUGAUGCUGCAGCGCUGUGAGGGGGGGGUAGACGCUGCCCUCCAGUACACCAAGAACAUCUCCAAGUACAUGAAGGACCUCAUCGGAUACCUGGAGAAAAGGACCACGCUGGAGAUGGAGUUUGCCAAAGGGCUUCAGAAAAUGGCAAACAGCUGCAAGCAGACCAUCAGUCAGGAGACCAACAUGCCUUUCCUGUCCAUCUACCUGCUGGCCCUGGAGCAGGAUAUGGAGCACGGGACAUCGGUUCUGCAGGCUGCCAACACACUGCAGCACCAGACCUUCCUCCAGCCGCUAACAGUGAGACGCCUUGAACAUGAAAAACGGAGGAAGGAGAUCAAGGAGCAGUGGCACCGGGCGCAGAGGAAACUGCAAGAGGCAGAGGUCAACCUGCGCAAGGCCAAGCAGAUAUACAUGCAGCGCAGCGAGGAGCACGACAAGGCCAAGUACAUGGCAGUGAAAGCGGAAGAAGAGCAGCAGAACACCACCAGCAGCAUCACCACCAAAACCCUGGACAAGAAGAGGCGGCUGGAAGAGGAAGCCAAGAACAAGGCAGAAGAGGCGAUGGCCACGUAUCGGACCUGUGUGGCGGAUGCAAAUACCCAGAAGCAGGAGUUGGAGGAUACCAAGGUGAACUCCUUGCGGCAGAUCCAUGAAGUGAUCAAACAGAGCGACCAAGUCAUCAAGACGGCCACGAUCUCCUUCUACCAGAUCAUGCACAUGCAGACGGCUCCACUGCCCGUCAACUUCCAGACACUGUGCGAGAGCAGCAAGCUCUACGACCCCGGGCAGCAAUACGCCUCUCACGUCAGGCAGCUGCAGCGUGGGGAUGAACCCGACAUCCAGUACGACUUUGAGCCCUAUGUGUCGCACAACGCCUGGUCCCCCUUUACUCGGGCACGGAAAGGCAGCUUCAAUGCCAAUGACUUCUCAACGAGCGCUGGCGCUGACGGGGCUGGGCUGCCCAAGGACGGGACCGUCUCCGCAGGAGGGGCAGGGGCCAAGGGGUAGCAGAGCGGGGCUGUGGCAGCCGAGCGGAGAGGUGAGGGACACCAGGUCCACAAAUCCUGGCCAACCUCUGUUACUGAAGUUGACAGCAGCCUGGAUUCCAAUGCAGGUGAAUUCAGCCAAAAACUCCAGCGGUUGUCUUCCAACGGCACCAUGUCCUCCAGCGAAGAGCUGGAGGAGAAGGAUGAGAACGCCACCCCCUUUGAGCAGAGCAUCAACGGCAUCACCCCAGAGAUGACUGCUCCAACGGGGCCCUUCCGAAACGUUGGCUUAUCCAAGGCUGCCCAGACUCAUCGGCUGAGGAAGCUCCGGACCCCUUCCAAGUGUCGGGAGUGCAACAGCUACGUUUACUUCCAGGGAGCAGAAUGCGAGGAGUGCUACCUGGCCUGCCACAAGAAGUGUCUGGAAACCUUGGCCAUCCAGUGCGGGCACAAGAAACUCCAAGGGAAGCUGCAGCUUUUCGGGCAAGACUUCACAAAGGCUUCUCAGAGUAGCUCAGAUGGCAUCCCCUUCAUCAUCAAGAAAUGCAUUUCUGAGAUUGAGAAGCGGGCACUGAAAACCAAGGGCAUCUACCGAGUUAAUGGUGUCAAGACCCGUGUGGAGAAGCUUUGCCAGGCAUUUGAGAACGGGAAGGAGCUGGUGGAGCUGUCCCAGGCCUCCCCCCAUGAUAUCAGCAACGUCUUGAAGCUCUACCUGAGACAG